CUGCAGACACCUGUUCCAUAAGAGCUGCGUGGACCCCUGGCUGCUGGACCACCGGACCUGCCCCAUGUGCAAGAUGAACAUCCUCAAAGCCCUCGGCAUCGCUCUGAACGCAGACUGUCUGGAAGACCUCCCUCUGGACUACGACCUGACCGUGGGGGGGGGCGGGGGGGGCGCUGGCUCUGGAGGCCGUGGUGUCGGGGGGGUCGAGCGACGGGACCCUCAGUGAGGGGGGGGGACUCCUCCGUGCUGCUGGACCCCGGGGUCAGGAGGGUUGGACUGCCUCAGGACUACCAGGACCCUCUGAGAGACAGCCCUAUUACCAUGACUACUGACACACUCACAGGCGAUCUGCAGCCGAUGGCGAGCAGCUCCGUGGCGUCGCUGGUCAUCACCGUGGAGACGGGUCUGUCGGACGAGGAGGGGUCCGGGGAGCAGAACCAGCUGGGGGAAAAGUCCUGAGAGGAGCCGAACCAGAACCAGAACUCAGUGAUUAGGUUCAGAUUAAACCCUCCGGAUAACAAAGAUUAAAAAGGAGAUUCAACGGUUUGUUGAGACGGACUUAUUUGGGAAGGAAACUCUUUAAAAGCUCUGACUUUUGACUGAAGUUGGGAACUAAAACCAGAACCAGAGUUUGGGGUUUUCUCUUUGGACCUGGACCCCUUUCUGACUAGACUUUGAACAGGUUGUUCCCAGUGUGGAUACACCUGUGAGUGUUGGUUUGAAUCUGGACUCAGAGGACCUGGUUUGGAUUCCCUUUCAGAGUCUCUUUCUGGACGCUUGGCGGGUUUGGAACCAGAACUGGACCUGGGUUGUAUCCAUUGCGUUCACUUGGAUUUACCACGUGUUUCCCGACUGGAAUAUAUAACUCUAGAUGUGUCCAAAAACGUAUUUCCUGGUCCUCUAAAUUUCAUUUUAAAUACGGUGGACGUUCGUUACUUAACGGACCUAACGAGGGUCGGACGGGAUUCACACUGGGCCACGUUUUAACUCUUCGGUAUUCGUGAAAAGAGGGUAAAAUCCGGAGGAAGUCGGCGGCCAAAAAGGUUUAUCCUUCAUCAGAAACACUGGAGGAUCUUUGAUGGAGGACUACAAACACCACGUUGAGUUUAAAAAAAGGCGAGAACUCUAGAUUUGUUUCUCCCGCUCUCUGGACCUUUUUGUGGAACAUUCUGUUACCUGGUGUUUCCAGGUCGGACAGCUUAACAGAAGCCCCUCGUGGAGGUUUGAUUCUGGUUGUUAUAGCUCAUUUUGAUUUGCCGGCCAACAAUGUCUUGAGGCCUUUUACCUUGAAAGGACCCGGCAGUGAAUCCGGUUUGUUUUGCCGACUCGUCGUGGCAGUAUUACAGCUUCAGUGACUGCAGUAUUGAAUUGAAGUUCUCACAGUAUUUUUGUUUCUCUUUCUGCCUGUUUAAUUCAGGCUCCUCUAUCUUCAGAAGAACUGACAGUAUUCGGGUUCUGGCAAAAGCUCUGUACAAAAUAAUAUAAGGUGUGAGAGUGAUAGUACAGAUAAUAACGACUUUAAAGCACAGAUGGAAAUAAGUGUUUGAAACUUUACACAAAUCCUGCAGCUUGGGUCUUAAUGUCGGGAGAAAUGCCACGAUAAUGGAGGACAUUAUCAAUAAUUACUUUCUCUAAUUACGUCAUUUAAAUAGAAACAAACAUCCCUGAGGCUGGGCAGACACUGCAUGCUUAUAUUGUUGUUGUUAUUUUAACGAUACACAAAAAACGUUAAUCCUCGAUGCAAAGCUAUUGCUAAAGCUAACUUAAAAACCCUAGUCGAUUUUGUCAAGUGACAAUUCCGAUCAAGUUUAUUUAAACUAGGGCUUAAUCGUAAUUAUAUCAGAAUUGUAAUACGGGCUAUUGCAAUAUCCAAAAAGUAGAAAGUGCAAUAUUUGAUGAAGACAAAAUAUGUGAAAACACAAUAAUUACAGAUCAUUGUUAAAAAUAAAAUUGUGAUAAUUUUAAUGUAUUUUUCAAUAAAAAUGGGAAUAAAGACGCUGUAAUCUUCAUUCCCUCACAUAUCGUGAAUCCCAUCGCAAUUGCAAUGAGUCAAAAAUUAUCGUAAAUUAAAUAUUUAUUCAGUUAAAUACAGUCCUAAUUUAAAUACGAUAUUUUUGUCUUCAGCUACGAACAUUUCCAAAAAUGAUCAAAAAAAUACUACUUUAAAUGUAAUAUAACGUACAGUUUAUAAACGACAAUUUGAAGCUAGCCAUAUUGGAAUUUUGUUGUCGUAAAUAUCAGAAGUACGCCGAUGUGUCAUAAUCGGCAAAUCUGGCAAAAAAAAAUUAAAUGUUACGAGUCGGAAGUGACGAUUAAAAUCCUGGUUUAUCUAUGUAGUGUCUGCCUGGCUAAAGAAAGAGUUAGCGUUAAAAUACCACGUAGGAAUAUUUAAAAAAAAAACGUAAAACCCUUUAGCGUUGUUUUGUUUUUCUGUCCGUCCGUCUGCCAGCCUCACGCUGCCUUAAAAAAAAAAAACACAUUUAAACACUGACAAUCAAAUAUCCGAUCUUUCGCUCGUGACUCUACGAUCUUUUUCUGAACCUUCGCCACUAAACGGUGUUCGCUGCCAUUUCCAGAGUUCAAAUGCCACCAAAGCAAUGUGUGAAAGACGAGGAAAAGUCGGAGAUAGUUUAGCGAAGAAUCCCUCCCUGUAGGGGCUGCACAAUUUACCGGGAAUUUACCGCAAUUCCGACUCGUACGAUAUCAACAUACGCUAUAUUUGGUUAGCUCCAACAAUGUGCCGUCAUAGCAUUCGGAAAAUAAGUUUUGUGGUCCUGACAUACGAAAAAAUAUUUGUACCAUGAUUAUUUUAGCAUAAAUAGAAAAUCCAAUAACGUUAAAAAUCGCAAUUACGUAUUUUCCCCUAAAUUGUGCGUCCCUAUUUCCCCCCACGUUAGCCGUUAGCAUGUAAAUAUAAAAUGUAUAUUCCACACGUUCGCCGGCGCCAAGAGAGAAAGAGAUUGUCGUCUAUUUUGAUACCAGAGGAGACGUUUUAUUUUUGUAACGAAGACCCCGAGCAGCAGAGACUGACCCCCCCCCCCCCCCCCCAAUGAGAUUGAUUGUUAUUUUAAGUGUUGAGUAUUUGUGUAAUUGUACAUACAGAUGACGUUUGCAAUACGAAUCUAAAAUAUUGUAAUUUGAGUUUUAUUUGUUUUGAAGCCUGAUGAAAUCUGAGAGAAUGAAGGCUGGAGAAUGUUUUUUAUUUUAAGGACGUAAUUCUCAACAUUGAAUUGUGUUCAAGACCUUUUUUUAAAGCUCUGCGUGUACAUAGCGUUGUUUUUCAGAUCCUCCGUGAUUUUGAACGAUGACAAUCCGCCUCUAAAUCUGAAAAUACUUAAUAAUAGUAAUUAAAGGUUUAGUAAAUCACUACAAAAACUAAUUUCCCAUUAAUCGAACGUGAGACCCUCGUGUCACUGCCAGUAAUGACGUCUGAUUGGUUGUUUUCUCUUGCCUCUCCUCACAGCUCAUUGGCUGUUCUCUCUGGAUGCUGUUUUCUGAUUGGUUGAUGCACUUUAACUCUGUUUCUCUUUAAGGAUCUGGAAAAAAGUCUUUGAUUUUCUAAUUUCUUCCUUCCUAUUUUCACUCACAUUUUGUGCGAUGGUGUUAAAAACGUUGUGACUGAUCUGGAAAAUGUUUUUUUUUUAAUAAUACUUCCAUGUGUCUGUUGUCCGACUGCCAUGUAUUGUAAUGUAUGCUCUUCCCUUGUAAUCCAGCUGGAAUUUUACAGUUUAAAAAAGUAGCCAAAAAAACCUGACAUAAAGCCAAUAUUAUUUUGUCGAAUUGAAUUAAUCUUCUUUAAUUUAGCGUUACAAAAACAGAGAUAUCCGUGAGAAACAAAAACCUCCGUUCCUCCCAGAGAGACGGAGAAAGUUGAGGUGUCAGUAGCCAUGCUAACCGCUAAGCUAUGUGACGGCAGGGUGCGAAAUGUUGUCGUGUCUCUGCGAUUUUUGUUAUCGUUUUACGAAGCGUCCGUAUGUGUGGUUGUCCUGUGCACGCUAACACAAAACACACACACGUGUAAAUACGCCAUGUUGUUUCUGUGUUUCAGUUGUUGCACGUGUUCUGAUUCAGGACAGAAUUUAAAUAAAAAUGUAAUUCAACA
Messenger RNA from Gymnodraco acuticeps, 4102 nucleotides. RefSeq names its product RING finger protein 150-like. Lineage: Eukaryota; Metazoa; Chordata; Actinopteri; Perciformes; Bathydraconidae. The record is from RefSeq and is a predicted model, not a curated record.